GUCUCGCGAACCACGCUAGCCGAAAACCGACGCGACGUUAACGACGAGUAGAAAUUUGUCGGAAUUGUCGGAACUCGAACGUGCCGGCACUGUCAGAACUUGCAACCCUAUUCUCGAUACGUAACGAACGCCUCUUCAGUCGCUUCUCGAGGAUUCGUAAUCUCGAGUACGCUUUGAACUGAAUGCUUUCUGGAGUGCAUUACGAAGCUUUAUUCGUCGGCGUCGCGUUUGAUACCUUCGUCUGGUUCAUAUGUAAUUCUUAAUGGUGGCUGUGAAUAAAGGCGAUAAUGUGUAUUUAUUUUAGUGAUUGUGCCGCGAUGUUUGUGAACGACUGAAUUUAUUUCAAUGCCGCACGAUUGUAUUUAUGGUAUCUCACAACUUUCCCCGAGAAAGGUCGAAGGUCAAUUAAAAAAUCGUUCGUAACUCGCAGUCACGGGAUUACAGAGCGUAAAACGUUCAAAAAAGGUUGUUUCAAAAAACUAUUCCUGGAUUUCGAAUUAUUUUUAUAAGUGACAUCGUCUUAAUUUACAAACUUAUCAUAUUAAAAAAAUAAAUAUCUCAUCGCAGUGUUCUUUACUUUCUUAAACCGUUUUGUUGUCGCAAGUGAAAUUAUAAAAAUGACAUAAAAUUUUGUGCCAGUAUCUUAGUGUGCUCAUAGUGUUUUUUUUUUUAAUAAUUCGUAAUAAUUCUGAAUCGGACUCUUUAAUUAGUGACAAUGGAAGCGAUGGAGAGAAGAGGGAACCUAGUGUUGCUAGCAGCUAUAAUUAUGUUUUGGUGCCAAUAUGGAACAGUGGAGGGACACCGCGACUCAACAAAGAUGUCGUAUGUGUGCCCACCACAAUUCAUCCGGCUCGGGCACAGCUGCUAUUUCUUCAGCGAAAAACAAGCUACCUGGCAGAAUGCACUAUUCGCUUGCAAGGAUCGAGAAAGUAACCUGUCAGUACCUGCCCGAUGGGAGGACAGAAAUCUACGUGCCUACCUCAAUAAACACCUUGUAGAUUCUGCGAGCCGAUGGAUAGGGGGCAUCUACGAAUAUGGCUCCCAAUCUUGGAAGUGGGGCGGCGAGCUGCGUCAGAUGCACUACCAGUCCUUUUCGAAGAUGAAGAAGCUCUCUCCGGACGAACUCCAGUGGCACUGCAUAGCCAUGAUGCCAGAGCUAUUAUAUAGGUGGGCACCAAAAAAUUGCUUCGAGCCCCGCAAGUUCAUCUGCCAGACGAAACUCCGUAAGGUUCCGAAAUCGAAAGUGAAGGAACUGCGUCGUCGCUGGCAGAGGAUGGGUCAGCUGAACGAGAUCACCGCACCGAGCGUUAGCCGAGAGGUCAACGACCGGAACAAUGACGUCACCGUGCACCCCUACAGGAAUCCGAAAUCCUACGACCUCCGACCGAACUCCCUUCGGCUGCAUCCAAAAGGGAAUAGAACGAGGACGGCAAUAAACCGAAACCGUCCGAAGAAUUAUAGAACAAGACAGAACGAAUUGAAAAAGCGAUCGAGACCACCUGGUGCUCAUAGACGACUCAAGAGACCAUUCGAAGGUUACCAAUGGAAGCGAUCAGAUCCUGAAGGCUCUUAUAAAUACAACGUCGAUCUACUAAAAUCUGGAAAGACUGGGUUGACACCACAGCAAAUAAAGACGCAUUUAGCACGCCUCGCGCGGAUGCGCGAUGUGCAGAUAGCAAAACGCAGAAGGCUCCAGCUGCGAGGGAAGAACGACGAUUGGCUUGUCAACGAACCGAGACCUGUCCUAGCACAAACACACGCGAGAACUUAUAUGGUAGACAACAACAUAAGCGCGUUGCACCCUAAGACGAUAGUCGAAGAAUUCGAUUUGUUGCCAGCGUCACCUUCUCCCGUAGUGCUGCCCAGCCAAGUGCUCGGCCGAUAAGUCAUAUUGAGUAGUUCGUAGUGAGAGAUCUGACAAUUUGUAUGCACGAUUGCUUCUUUCCUUCACUUUUCGUUCUAAAGCAGCCGAAACGAAUCGAUAGUCUUUCGUUAUCUAACUCUUUACCAUUUUGUAUUAUAUUUGUAAGCCAAGAGACAACUCAAGUUACCAACUUUGUCUUUUUUUUUAAGCACGGCCGAUACACAAUUGUGAUCACGUGCUAAAUCAUUUAUAUGUAAUGCUUCUUUUUCACUAUUAAUUCUUAAACUUUGAUGGAUAUCGUUGAUUUCAAAAUAAUUAAUAAAUCUUGCUAUUUAAUUAUAAAUAUUUUUAAUUUUAUUUCCGUUACAAACUUUAUAAAAUUGACGACUUAUUAAAAGAGUAGAUACUCCUUUCGUAAUUUAAAGCAUGCUAUGGAUUUUAUUUAUAUUUAAAUUCGCAUUCUUACUCAUUAAUGUUAUUAAAAUAUUAAAUUCCAUUUACAUAAUUUUAAAUUCCAUAAAAUUAUAUCAAAAUGAAUAUAAAUAUAAAUAAACGUAGCGUCGUCGUCGUCAGUGACAUAUUGUAUUUAUAAAACUAGUCAGUAAGAUUAUUUUUUAUUGUAUUAAUUGCAAAAUAAAUUACACUAAAUAUUGUUAUGGGCAUUCCAUAAUGAUGUGUGUGUGUGCUUUAUAAUUGUUAUUACUGUAUUUUAGAGAUUCGGAUCCUUAUCAUUGUACGUGAAUAAAUGAAUUUUUCAAUGAAUGAUUGUAACACGAUUGCAAAUAAGUUCUCGCAUAUAUUUACUGUAAUAAAUAAAAAUAAAUAAUUAAUAAAUGUUAUAUUUACAUCCUCUAUUAAUCAUUAACGUAUUCAGUGUAUAAAAUAUUUAUAUAUUUAAAAAAAUAAUAUUAUUAUUCAAUAUAACGUGUCGUACUUUAUAAUUGGCAUUUGAAUACGUACGUAAUUUAAGAUUUAUUUCAGAAUGUUAAUAUUUUAAGUUGUAAGGUAAAAUUCUUAAUUAACUAUUCUUGUUAAACUUGGAAUGGCAAACAAGCUGACGGUGCGCCUAAUGGAAAAUGGUAACCGUCACGUACACCUCGUCAUGUACAGUACUGUGGACGUCACAGAGUAUACUGUGACGCCCAUGGUGCCCGUCAUACGUUGCCAUUCCUCAACUGCCACAUCAUAGUCCUCGCAUUUAAACGACGAAUUGAUAGAUUAAUUCGUGUAUAAAGUAUACCUUUAGCAGAGUUGUUUUUAUGGCUGUUGUAAACUUAAUAUUAUUAAUCAUUAGUUUUUAUUUUAUUUUUAUAAUGCACCGAUUAUAUUAUAUCUACCAUAGAACCUCUAAGAGUGUGGAGUAAGCUUACAGAAUGCUUUACACAUAGUGUGUUGAACAAUGUACCUACAUGUUAUAAGGUAGUGUACUGUGUAAUGAAUAUGCUACAUGGCAAAUUACAGUCGUACCUAAAUGUAAUUCAAGAAUGAAUGUGAAUUAUUAUUAUAGAAUAACAUUAUUUUAUUAAAAUUAUUAAUUAUUAAAAUUAAAAUAUAGUCAUUACAAUAUAUUACUAGUCUGUUAGAAAAAAAAAAAAAAGAAAAACGCCUCAUCAUUCUGUACUUUCAACUUUACAAUAUUUUAUUUUUUUAAUUUUAAAAUUGAAAUAAAUUCAUAUCUGUGUUUAGAGUGUAAUCUAAUUGCAGUGUAAUUUUUCCCAAAUCAAUCUUAAUCAUUUGUACAGUAGAUAUUAUACUUUUAUUUAAUGAAAAUAAUGUAACAAAUAAACGAGUACAUAAUUUUAACUGAAACAUCUUAUUAUAUGAAUUGCUGUGUAAUUAAUUGUAAGAACAAAAUACUUUGAUUCUAAGUAUUAAUAUUCUCUUAUAAUAAAUAAAUAAAUACUUCGGCA
Messenger RNA from Galleria mellonella (greater wax moth), 3774 nucleotides. RefSeq lists its product as uncharacterized. Lineage: Eukaryota; Metazoa; Arthropoda; Insecta; Lepidoptera; Pyralidae. The transcript is spliced from 7 exons. The record is from RefSeq and is a predicted model, not a curated record. The coding region runs from base 716 to 1885 and encodes 389 amino acids.